UGAAUAAUAUGCAACUUGGAAAGCGUCCAACAAUAUUGGCUUUAUCGUCGAUAGUGUCUAAGGCGCGAGGUUUUCGUCUAAAUACAUUACACUUCCUAGGUUUUUACAAUUAUGAUUUUAAAAGCGUUGUGUACAACCACACUUGUGUUUGCUAUAGUCGAACAAUAUGUUUUUUGUGCCGCCGAAGUCACAGCUGCAUUGUGCGAGUUCGAAAGGGUGAACAAUUCGAAAAAAUUCGAUAACGCAAACGUCAAGGCCAAACUAGAGGUCACGGACAAACCGUGUUUGCGGCAAGUCGGAGAGAAAUCGCAGUUUUUGUACGUCAAACGGGACUCCAAAGUGGAUUUGAAAAUAUGCUACGAUGCGCAGCAAGCCAAGACGUUUUAUGUGAAAUUCGUCGUAGACGGUGCGGCCAUGGCUAAAAUCGAAAAGCCCGACGACAGGCCGACCAAGUUUAUGGUCGGCGAAAACCGGACGUUGUUUCCGGGUCACUUGUCGUGCUAUUACACAAAGGGUCAUCAAAAAGCACUGUUCGAAGACAACUAUAACAUGUCGAACGGAAUUAGUUCGACGUCUUUCUUGGCCAGAGGACACUUGGCGAGCAACGCCGAUUUUGUAACGACCGAGCAAAAAGAAGGAAGUUUUUACUAUGCAAACGUCACGCCACAGUGGCAAUCCAUAAACUCAAAAGCUUGGAAACACGUGGAGAAUUCUGUGAGAAGACUCGCCAAAAACACGAGUUCCAAGUUGACAGUGUACACCGGCACACACGGCCAGAUGGUGGUCGGACGGCAAUUGCUGUUCUUGACCCAAGAUCAGCCCAAGAAAAUCCCGGUGCCCCAAUGGUUGUGGAAGGUGGUGAUCGACGAACAAACCCAGCGAGGCGUGGGGAUUUUGUGCACCAACGAUCCGUUUAAUGAACUCAAGCCGCCGUGCGGCAGUCACGAGUUCUGCGACGAAAUUCAUUGGAAAAAUGUUGGCAAUAAAAUAGCGACCGGCAAGGUGUACUGCUGCACCGUGGACCAGCUGAUUGGGGCCGUCCCGGAGGCGAAAGAAAUCCAAGAAAAAGUCACGGACGUGCUCAGAGGUCCAGUGCUGCCCAUGGCGGCCAUAACUCAGCUUAAAGUCAAGGCAGGUCGGUUGGUGAAAGUCGUCAAAGAAAAAGUCAACAAGAAAGAUAACGAGAAAGAUAACAAGAAAGGUAACAAGAAAGAUAACAAGAAUGAUGACAAGAAAGAUAACAAGAAAGAUAACAAGAAAGAUAACAAGAAAGAUAACAAGAAUGAUAACAAGAAUGAUAACAAGAAUGAUAACAAUAAAGAUAACAAGAAAGAUAACAAGAAUGAUAACAAGAAUGAUAACAAGAAUGAUAACAAGAAUGAUGAAAACCCAUCGACCAAUUCGGCCGGACAAGUCGCCGGCACGACCCCAAAAUCUGCGGCCAGAUCAACCCCCAAGAAAAAUCAAUCCCCCAAGAAAAGUCAAUCCCCCCGGAAAAAUCAAUCCCCCAGGAAAAACCGAUCCAAGAACCAAGACCCGGAUUUUGUCGUCGAGUAGAGGUUCAAUAGAUCUGAACUCGGAACUACAUAUUAUAACGCUGAUGUAUUUUUUUUUUUUUUAUUCCACUAGUUGCAAUAAUUUAAUCGACCAUAAAUAAAUGUUUACCAAAUAAAGUAAUAUUUAUAUCGAAUAGUUUUUAUUCGAUUUGUGUUAAUUGCAACUUUUUAAUUUAUUAUAUUUUAAUUACCCAACUAAGUAUGAGCUGUUCAAAUAAUUUCAUUUCA
Messenger RNA from Adelges cooleyi (spruce gall adelgid), 1784 nucleotides. Its product is annotated as ras-related protein RabX-like. The transcript has 4 exons. Bases 112 to 1557 code for a protein of 481 amino acids. The record is from RefSeq and is a predicted model, not a curated record. Gene Ontology annotation, molecular function: RNA endonuclease activity; single-stranded DNA endonuclease activity; nucleic acid binding. NCBI's taxonomy places the organism in Eukaryota, Metazoa, Arthropoda, Insecta, Hemiptera, Adelgidae. Gene Ontology annotation, cellular component: nucleus; mitochondrial inner membrane. Gene Ontology annotation, biological process: apoptotic DNA fragmentation.